Molecule: messenger RNA, 1123 nt
Organism: Porites evermanni
Lineage: Eukaryota; Metazoa; Cnidaria; Anthozoa; Scleractinia; Poritidae
Source: the annotation of a GenBank genome assembly
AUGGCAGAAAGAAUCCAUUUGACAAGGAGACGACAGGUACAUGAGAGUUCCCUCUUUAACCGCUGCGAAAUGCACCGUGCCGUUUGAAUUUCGUGUAUUUUUUUCUCAUUCGUUUAUUUUUUUCCUUCCGACAGGCGAGCAAACCUUUGCUUGAGCGACAAAGACGUGCACGCAUUAACCGAAGCCUCGAAGAACUCAAGGGCCUUGUUCUUUCUGCCCUCUACCGCGAUGUAAGUUGUUUUACUAAGCUCUCUUGAAUUUUGCGAUAAGUCGUCCUUGUAAAUGCAAAUAAUUUACUGUAGCAUGAAGUAUCGUGUGCGAGCUACAACGCGUCACUUAAGGGUCUUUUUGACACCUGAGUAUUUGGACCUGUAAUGAUCAAUGAAAUUUCAUUAAGGUUUUUCUUGUCGUUUGGUCUUUUCAUCUCCUCAGAAUGAUCAAAACUUCCAAAAGAUGGAAAAGGCGGAGAUUCUGGAGCUGACUGUAAACUUCUUAAAGAUGAUUCGAGAACAACAAGUCACAGGUCAGUAUUCGAUAUGGGAAUUUUUCCAUAGGUGUAUUCAGUUUUCCGUGCAAGCUGCGAAACAUGUCAUUUUGAUUUGUGCUUCAUUGGAGCGAUUAUGUAGUUGGUUGCAUUGACAAUGGUCGCUGAUAUAUUGUUCUUUCGGUUUAAGGUUACUGGACCAAUCCGAGCGAUUCAGAAUUCCUGAGCAGCUAUCGCGCGGGAUUUAAUGACUGCGCUACUAGAGUUUGCAAAUUCAUGGAAAACCAGCCCCGGGUAGACAGCAAACUACGCGAGCAGAUUCUUGUACGUUUGGCAGCUUCUUGCAGCCCUGUUACACCAGAAAGUGUCUAUUGUCCCAGUCCUCUUAAAACACCGUCGAUUUACAGUUUUCAAGCGAGUGACUCUCUUUCCUGUUGCGGUGUCUCUUCGCCCCCGCCUUCACCCCCAUCAAGCGCAUUCAGUCCGUUUAAUCCUGGUAAUGGUGCCCUUUCUGCGGUAGAAGCUGGAAGAACUCCCAGAGGAUAUGAGGCCAUUGAAAAAUUGGACAGAAAUUCUAUGGAUUCCGCAAGUUAUACUAGGCCAUUAUGGAGACCGUGGAUCUCGAAAUCCCAAAAUUAA